This is a messenger RNA of Procambarus clarkii (red swamp crayfish), 1512 nucleotides long. RefSeq lists its product as uncharacterized. The record is from RefSeq and is a predicted model, not a curated record. NCBI's taxonomy places the organism in Eukaryota, Metazoa, Arthropoda, Malacostraca, Decapoda, Cambaridae.
AUGUACAAGCUGAGCAUGUACAAGCUGAGCAAGUACAAGCUGAGCAAGUACAAGCUGAACACGGACAAGCUGAACACGGACAAGCUGUACAAGUACAAGCUGUACAAGUACAAGCUGAACACGGACAAGCUGAACACGUACAAGCUGAACGCAUACAAGCUGUACAAGUACAAGCUGAACACGGACAGGCUGAACACGUACAAGCUGGACACGUACAAGCUGAACACGUACAAGCUGGACACGGACAGGCUGAACACGUACAAGCUGAACACGGACAGGCUGAACACGUACAAGCUGGACACGUACAAGCUGAACACGUACAAGCUGGACACGUACAAGCUGGACACUUACAAGCUGGACACGUACAAGCUGAACACGUACAAGCUGAACACGUACAAGCUGAACACGUACAAGCUGAACGCGUACAAGCUGUACAAAUACAAGCUGAACACGGACAGGCUGAACACGUACAAGCUGGACACGUACAAGCUGAACACGUACAAGCUGGACACGUACAAGCUGAACACGUACAAGCUGAACACGUACAAGCUGGAUACGUACAAGCUGAACACGUACAAGCUGAACACGUACAAGCUGAACACGUACAAGCUGGACACGUACAAGCUGGACACGUACAAGCUGAACACGUACAAGCUGAACACGUACAAGCUGAACACGUACAAGCUGGACACGUACAAGCUGAACACGUACAAGCUGGACACGUACAAGCUGAACGCGUACAAGCUGAACGCGUACAAGCUGAACACGUACAAGCUGAACGCGUACAAGCUGUACAAGUACAAGCUGAACACGGACAAGCUGAACACGUACAAGCUGAACACGGACAAGCUGGACACGUACAAGGACAAGCUGAACAAGGACAAGCUGGACACGUACAAGCUGAACACGGACAAGCUGGACACGUACAAGGACAAGCUGAACAAGGACAAGCUGGACACGUACAAGCUGAACACGUACAAGCUGAACACGUACAAGCUGGACACGUACAAGCUGAACACGUACAAGCUGGACACGUACAAGCUGAACACGGACAAGCUGUACAAGUACAAGCUGAACAAGUACAAGCUGAACAAGUACAAGCUGAACAAGUACAAGCUGAACAAGUACAAGCUGAACAAGGACAAGCUGAACACGUACAAGCUGAACAAGGACAAGCUGAACACGUACAAGCUGAACACGUACAAGCUGAGCACGUACAAGCUGAACACGUAUAAGCUGAACACGUACAAGCUGAACACGUACAAGCUGAACACGUACAAGCUGAACACGGACAAGCUGGACACGUACAAGGACAAGCUGAACAAGGACAAGCUGUACAAGCUGUACAAGUACAAGCUGGGACCUGCGGGGAGUGGUGGGCAUCACCAAGGAUGUGCGCACAAAUAUUAUAAUCACCACGUCUCCUUCAACGCGUUUCCUAAUGCCUUUGUGUCGGAAGUCUCCGCUGGAGACAUAAUCCCCGCCCGCCCGACCAAUCGUCGCCUGGUUUGA